Ornithodoros turicata is the source of this 1173-nucleotide messenger RNA. RefSeq lists its product as uncharacterized. The coding region runs from base 1 to 1173 and encodes 390 amino acids. NCBI's taxonomy places the organism in Eukaryota, Metazoa, Arthropoda, Arachnida, Ixodida, Argasidae. The record is from RefSeq and is a predicted model, not a curated record. The transcript has a single exon.
AUGUACAUACGUGCGGUUCAGAAGGAUAGCAUUAACACCUACAAUGAAUCAUCCAACCGGAAAUCGAAACCAAAUCUAACGCCAGCUGAACAGCGCAGCCUUUCUGAUCUUCAGAAUCGUAGCGACUUAGUCAUCAAAAAAGCUGAUAAAGGCGGUGCAAUCGUGGUAAUGGACAAAAACAAUUAUGUUAACGAAGGUCUUCGACAACGAUCGUGCACAUCAUUUUACAAACUCCUCGACGCUGACCCUACGGAGCAAAUUACAGCAGAUGUUAUCCGCAGUCUAAAGGCAAGAAAAAUGAUAGAUACCACCCUGUACGACUAUCUACUCCACAAAAACCCCAUAGCGGGCAGGUUUUACAUGCUCCCUAAAAUCCAUAAACCUGGAAAUCCAGGGCGCCCCAUAGUUUCAUGCAACGGUACAGCUACUGAGAACAUCUCAAGCUUUGUAGACCACCUUCUCAAAGAUAUACCUUCGCAACUACCAUCCUACAUUAAGGAUACUAAUCACUUUCUUCAAAUAUUAAAUAAAUGUGACGCUCCUCCUUCCAGUCUGCUAGUCACGCUAGACGUUUCAUCUCUGUAUACCAACAUCCCCCACGAAGAUGGCAUUGCUGCAGCUGAAAGGGCGUUUUCAACAUAUUCAGAUACCCCCUACGACCUGUGUGUCCUAUCAACAUUUCUCAAUCUUAUUCUCAAAAAUAACAACUUUGAACUCGACAGUAAGCACUACUUGCAAGUCAAUGGAACGGCUAUGGGUACAAAAAUGGCACCAAACUACGCAAACAUUUUUAUGGAAGCUCUAGAGGAGGAAUUUCUGUCCAAGCGCGUAAAGAAGCCCACGCUUUACAAGCGGUUCCUCGACGACAUCUUCAUGGUGUGGCCACACUCAGAAGAUGACCUAAUCACAUUUAUCGGCGACUUUAACCAAGCACAUCCGGCCAUCAAGUUCAGCCAUUCGUAUUCCGCUUUCACUGUCAACUUCUUAGAUGUACAGGUAAAGUUAACCAACGGAGUCUUGUCCACAAACCUGUUCCGUAAACCUACGGACUCUCAACAGCAGGGUGUCGAACCGAAAUGUUUUUCGUUCCGGUUUUCGUUCCGGUUCUACCAUAAACGGUUCCGUACCGGUUCUGCUCCGGAGCAAAAAAAUAAGGGUUCAUACCGGUUUUAA